CCGAGAAAGAAAUAAAUUUGCAGACAUACACUUCCGGUUUGACUAAGUGCUAAGCGAGUUCAAGCCAGUUCAACGGUUUUCAGCACGAUGACGGGAAAUAUUUAUCUGUUUGUUCCAAAUGUCAUUGAUUACUUCCGAGUAAUCUUUGCUUUUGUGUCUUUUUACUACAUGCCUUUUGACUACAUAAAGGCGAGUGCUUUUUACCUUCUGAGUGGUUUUCUUGAUGCAUUUGAUGGUCAUUUUGCUCGAAUGCUUGAUCAGGGCACGAAACUUGGUGCCAUGCUGGACAUGUUGAUUGAUCGGAUCACGACCAUGUGUCUGUGUGCUGCUCUCUGCCAGUUUUAUCCACGCUACAUGCUCUUUUUCCAGUUUGCCAUGGCCCUUGAUAUCUUUAGCCACUGGUUACAUCUUCAUAGCUCUAUGAUGAAAGGCAGUGAUAGUCACAAGAAAAUUGAUUUAUCUGCAAAUCCAAUCCUUCGACACUAUUACCACAACAAGACAAUCCUGUUUACUAUGUGUGCUGCUAAUGAGCUUUUCUUCUGUAUGCUGUACCUGGUUCACUUCACACCUGGCCCUGUCGUGCCUCUUGGACCACUUUCUGUAGGCAUAUUCACCCUCAUCCUCUAUAUUUCGGCUCCAAUCUCUUUAGCAAAGAACAGCAUCAGCGUUAUUCAGUUAAUUGCUGCCGCAGAAAACAUGGCUACCAUCGACAGAGAAGAAAGAGUUAAAAAGGCUGCAGAGCAAGCCAAGCAAAAGUAAACUUCAAUCAUGGUGCUUUGAUAGAUUGUAUUGUGUAGACCACAUAUGGUUUAUUGUUGUUGCGCAUAAAGCAGGGUCACUGUAAAAAUGUUAUUCGCAUUGGAGUAACUAAAUGUUGAGAACUCUGUUAUCUAUUGCACCCUCAGGAAAGGAAGAAAAGAAACCACACACAAAUUUUGCAAUUUUUGUUGUUUGUGCGUAGUGUUGAUUUAAUGAAGUCUAUCACCUUCAAAGCAUUGAACCCAAAUGAAUGCUGUUUGUUUUAGUAUGUACUUUUGGAGAAAAUCUUCAAAAGCAUCAUCCCUUUUGCAUAUCUUUAGCUUUAAAAGUUAUUUAUAUAAAGAAUAUUUACCCUUCUGUAUUUUGGGGUAAAUUUUGAAGCAGAAAAAACAAAGGUGUGUUACUGAAAUUUUUUAAACAACUAAAGGUUGAAUUGCGGCCCUAUGCUCCUUGAGUAACAAGAAUAAACAAACAAGGGUUGAAUUAAAAAUUUUAGAAAGACUAUGAGAAGCAUGCAGACUUAAUUUGUUGUUCAUCAAUAUUUUUGACACAUACCUGCACCAUGAAAAAGGCAUCUGGCAUUGGUGUUGGAUGUUUUGGGGUAUGCUACAUACAUAAGCAUACUGAUUCUUGAGAUGGAUAUCUUAAGCUCUGAUAACAUUUUGGUCAGUGCACUGGACUUACUAGUCUCAGGUUGUCUGUUCUUGCUUGCCUAACUAGCAGUGAUAUAUCGGGGAAGGUUAAAGGUAAAGGAGGAGAGUGUGGGACUUAAUGGUUUUACUUGUUACUGUGUAUGUGUCUCUUAGAGGGAGUGAGGUUUGAUAUAUGUCAAUGCCUAGGUAAAGGAGUGCAUAUGUAUGUACAAAGGAGACAAUGCCUGCAAGGUGUCAGUAUGCACACACAGAUGCUUGAGUUUUAGAUAAACUGCAUUUUUCACAAAUUUCUGUUAAAGGCAUGGUCAUUGUAAGUGUUGAAAUUGUUUCUGAAAUUCUGCUGUAAUCAGGAUAUAAAAGAAAAGGUUGGCAUGGAAGAUGUCUAGAUGGAAAAUAGAUUUAUACAGGCAAGUGAAAGCAGCUAUACAGAAUCACAGGAAGGACAUCUUGUAGUACUUUUUUGUCAUUAGCAACAUAUGAUAGUGACAAAAGUCCUGUUGUUGUAUACAGUUUAGUAUUGUGUAUUUAUGCAUCAGUACUUUACCUUGAUAUUUAGCAUAAGCUUUAGUCUCUGUAAUGCUCACUUUCCAAAGUUAAAUUAGUGUUUAGUCCUGCUAUCAUUUUACAAACAUGCUAAGAAUGAUGUUCAGUCUGGAGUGGUUAUUGAAUAAUACCAUAGACAAUGUAUAUUUGCUAGAUUGUUAGAAUUAACAGUUUGUUUAGAAUUUGCAAGAAUUAAUAUAAAAAAGGAGCAUGAUGUAUUUUGUCCGCAUUUUGCAAAAUCUUAGACCCUUGAUUUUUCAGUGCAUACAUUCCUUUACUAGAAAAAAUGGUGCAAGAACAAAACCCAUCAGUAUUCAGUCACUAGUACAAAUAGUUUUUGCCACUGGUGUGUGUGUGAGAGAGAGAGGGAAUGGGUGCAGGAGAAGUGCAAAUAUAAGGCAAUUGCUAUGAAAUUAGGAAAGGAAUCAAUGGAAGUUUAUUGUUUCUAAAAGAAAAUAUUUUUGAAUACAUUGAUGCUGGAGGAAUUUUCCUUGUACCAAAAUUAAGAUUAAAAUGAAUAAUUAUAAUAUUUGUAAGAUUUUCCACAUUUUUUAAGAUAUACAUAGAACAUUGAUGGCAUAUUUAGAAUAAUGAAGACACUGAUUAACAGAUUAACUUUUAGGACUAAUCUGUGAAUAGGGUGAGGUGGGAAAAUACCUUUUUUGCCUAAUGGCACACUGCCAGAAAUUAAACAUUUAUGAUGCAUACCGAAGUUGGGGAGAUUUCUUAAAUUUUCUUAAAGGGGAGAGUGAAAUGUGUUUUCACUACUUUUAGUGAAGCUUACAUUACUUAUAACAAAGCUUUUAUUAUUUAUAGUGUGGUAGAAACAAUUUUGCUUUGUUUACCUGACAACAGAUUGUAAGACCUCUUCAUCAUAGUAAAGCAGGUAUUGUGAUUUUUCUUACAGUGUACGAAAUGUGUUUUUAAAUUCUUUUUGUUGCCUUCUUAAUUUAUUGAUUUAGAUGUAUCAUGAAAGUUUGGUUUUAUUUAAAGAUGAUUAUGAUUUCUUAUAUUUUUAUCAUCCUGAAAAAUAUUUGUUUUGUCAAUAAAUGUAAAAUUAAGCUGCAUUCCUUUUUAGUGUUUUACAGAAACUUUAGGAUAAUUCUAAGCAGAGGUGGCUCUGUUUCUAGGCCCCUCAGUCUUACAACUGCUAUUCUAAAUGGAGGUUUAAAAACUGUUCAUAUUUUGAUUGGUUCUUUUCCUCUUGUCAGUCUAUCUACAGCUGGUGUGCGCAAGUGUGAUCACUGUCGGGAUCCAUGGAAUUAAAAUGCAUACUCAAGGUU
Messenger RNA from Pomacea canaliculata, 3238 nucleotides. Its product is annotated as CDP-diacylglycerol--inositol 3-phosphatidyltransferase-like. NCBI's taxonomy places the organism in Eukaryota, Metazoa, Mollusca, Gastropoda, Architaenioglossa, Ampullariidae. Bases 88 to 759 code for a protein of 223 amino acids. Gene Ontology annotation, biological process: phosphatidylinositol biosynthetic process. The record is from RefSeq and is a predicted model, not a curated record. The transcript is spliced from 6 exons. Gene Ontology annotation, cellular component: Golgi apparatus; membrane. Gene Ontology annotation, molecular function: CDP-diacylglycerol-inositol 3-phosphatidyltransferase activity.